ACACAUGAGCAGUAACAAGUUUUAAUCUUGCUUCUCAGUACUAACAUGGGCUAAUCUGUGGAAGCAGCUUAUUCCAGUGUCACCCAGGGUGAAGCCACAUAAGGCUCUGCUGAAGGGUGCUUUCCUCUUAAUUGUAACACCUCAUCUUUUCUUCUUAAAUAGUAUCCGAGAACAUUUACAUUACAGAUAAGCAGUAUAUGGUGGAAAGUUCUACUUUCAAGAGGACUUACUCUCUUCUUGCAAGUUUUAGAUUGGUCCUGUACACAAGACAACAUGAAGGUGUGUGUGCUCCUAGUAUUCUUAGCUUUGUGCUCUGCCGAACCUUUAUUUCACCCUUCAUAUAUAAUGCUGAAGAAUAUAAUGCUGAAGGACAUGGAAGAUGAAGGUGAUGGUGAUGGUGAUGCUGACAACUCUCUUUUUCCAACCAGAGAGUCAAUUAACCCCUUCUUCCCAUUCGAUCUGUUUCCAACAUGUCCAUUUGGAUGCCAAUGCUACUCAAGAGUCGUCCACUGUUCUGAUCUAGGUUUGUCCUCUGUCCCAAGCAACAUUCCACUUGAUACUCGAAUGGUUGACCUUCAAAAUAAUAAAAUUAAGGAAAUCAAAGAAAAUGAUUUUAAAGGACUCUCUUCACUUUAUGCUUUGAUCCUGAACAACAACAAGCUAACAAAGAUUCACCCAAAAGCCUUUCUAACAACAAAAAAGUUGAGAAGACUAUACUUGUCCCACAAUCAACUAAAUGAAAUACCACUUAAUCUCCCCAAAUCAUUAGCAGAACUCAGAAUUCAUGAUAAUAAAGUUAAGAAAAUACAAAAGGAAACAUUCAAAGGAAUGAAUGCUUUACACGUUCUUGAAAUGAGUGCAAACCCUCUUGACAGCAAUGGGAUUGAGCCAGGGGCAUUUGAAGGGGUGACAGUGUUCCAUAUCAGAAUUGCAGAGGCAAAACUAACCUCAAUUCCCAAAGAACUACCAUCAACUUUAUUAGAGCUUCAUUUAGAUUUUAAUAAAAUUUCAACAGUGGAACUUGAGGAUUUUAAACGAUACAAGGAUCUGCAAAGGCUGGGCCUAGGAAACAACAGAAUCACAGAUAUUGAAAAUGGAAGUCUUGCUAACAUACCACGCAUAAGAGAAAUACACUUGGAAAACAAUAAACUAAGAAAAAUCCCUUCAGGAUUACAGGAGUUGAAAUACCUCCAGGUAAUCUUCCUUCAUUCUAAUUCAAUUACAAAAGUGGGAGUGAAUGACUUCUGCCCAACAGUGCCAAAGAUGAAGAAAUCUUUAUACAGUGCAAUAAGUUUAUUCAACAACCCGAUGAAGUACUGGGAAGUGCAACCUGCAACAUUUCGUUGUGUUUUGAGCAGAAUGAGUGUUCAGCUUGGGAACUUCAGAGAAUAAUAAUUAGCAAUUAAUAAUAUCCAUUUAAUCUAAAAUUAAAAAUUGUUGCAUUUGGGGUACUUGAACUCUAUUAUUAAUGUUGGUAUUAUGCUCAGAAGCAAAAAUCUAUUCCCAUAUGGUAUAUCCAGUGACUGACUUUAGGACAAAAAAUUUCAUCAGAAUUUUGCAAAGCUAUUGAUAUAUCAGAAUUAAGAGAAACAAGCAUCGACUGCAUUUUCUUUUCACAUACACAUGAUUUUGCAUAUAUCUCAUGCUUGGAUAUUCUUUCUCAAAAAAAAGAAGACACUGAGUAUUUAACACUUUGUUACCAAAUAUGUGUUAAAAAGAACUGUACUGUAAAUGGAAUGCUUGACUUAGCAAUAUCUGUGUUCUUUUAUUUGCUGUUAAGAAAACAAAAUUAACAAGGCAGUGAGAUGAAGAGUACAUUAUACUAUUCUUAUUUGUUCUUUAAUAAUUUGAGGUUGAACUGUAAUAUUUCUAAAAAUGUUAAAGUAUGGUUUGAUGUAAUCUUAUUCAAAUUAUCAUGUCUUAGGGCCUUACUGUCUUUAUGUUUAAAACUGACCCUUUAUAACAAAACCUUCAGUAAGUGUAAUGACCAUCUUGACAGAUGCUAUUCAUAAGAGCUGCUUUUUGAGCUACAGCACAUGCUUUACUUUUUAAAUUAUUCACUUAUAAAACCUCUAUAAAAUGUAUAGUUGAGUGUUUAUAUAAAAUCUGUAACUCAUAUUUUAUUAUCAAAGUUACUAUAAGCUUUUCAUAGUAUGUCAAUUGGUAAGUUAUGUAACAUUCUCAUCUCAGAGCUAAGGGGUGUUUUCAAGAUGUUCCUUUAUAAGGCCUUGGUUGGAAAGCCAGACACUCUAAACUCUACAGAAAAUUAUCUCCUCAAAUAUGCACAGACUGGAUAACUCUGAAAAACAUAGCAGGUACUAACUAAAUAGGCAGAGCAUUAAAUAAAACACAAAAAACCAAAAAGCUCUGAAUAAAACAAGAGUACUUCAUGUAUUUUUUAAUUGGCAUUCAACAUAAGUAAAACUGG
Pteronotus mesoamericanus is the source of this 2428-nucleotide messenger RNA. It is a transcript of the gene ASPN, whose product is annotated as asporin. The record is from RefSeq and is a predicted model, not a curated record. NCBI's taxonomy places the organism in Eukaryota, Metazoa, Chordata, Mammalia, Chiroptera, Mormoopidae. The transcript is spliced from 8 exons. Bases 274 to 1392 code for a protein of 372 amino acids. Gene Ontology annotation, molecular function: protein binding.